CAAAUCCCUAGUCUAGGUCCCAGUCUCACGCCCGCCGCAGCGCUGCCGCCCCGCCGUCGAUCACUUCCCAGCGCCGCCUGCCGAAACCUGCUGCUCCACAUCGCCAAAGUGCUAGCCCACUAGAUCGCGGGAACCAUGUCGUUCGCCGGCGUUUCCGUCGUUGCUGACCGCCGGCUGCUUAAUCGACCGUCCAUGGCGUCGGUCAUCUACUCCGGCAAGGCCAGCAGCGGCAGCUGGUGGUAUCACCUGCUUGUGGUACAAGGUUAUUCCUGCACCAAAGACCUGCCCAAUGGAGGGAGAAUCAAGGGAAGGUCCUUCCGAGCUGGAGGAUAUCGAUGGGUUCUGGAAUUCUAUCCCAACGGUGAUGUCAGGGAUACUGCCGGUUUCAUGUCCGUUUAUCUCGUCCUCGAUCAGCAUGUUGCACGAUCUGUGAAGGUGCAUUGUCAGUUUAGUUUCAUUGAUGAGCUUGACAAGCAAGUAAAUAGAUGCAUCCGUGCAAGCAGAGCACGUGACUUCUGUGCAAACAACCGUGCCUGGGGUCGAAGCCAAUUCAUAAAACAAGAGGACCUUGAGAAGUCAGUGCAUCUCAAGGAUGAUUGUUUCACCAUCUGGUGCGACUUCAUCAUCGCCGAAGCCGCUGCUACUACCUUCAUUGAGGUGCCGCCAUCUAACGUGUGCGAGCAUCUGAACCAUCUCUUUGCGACGAAGGUUGGCGCCGAUGUGACGUUCAAGGUCGGCCAUGAGACCUUCAGUGCUCACCGGAACAUUCUCGCGGCCCGUUCCGCCGUCUUCGGCCCCAUGAAGGAGGGGACCACGACGGGUGCCAUACAGAUACAAGACAUGGAACCGAACGCGUUCAACGCUUUGCUUGGUUUCAUAUACACCGAUUUGAUGCCGAAGGUGAUGAAAGUGGGAGGAGAAGCAGAAGAAGUUGGAGCCGAUGAGGUUACGUGGCUGCGACACUUGCUUGCUGCGGCAGAUCGGUUUGAUCUCCAACGGCUCAAGUUAAUGUGUGAAGGGAGGUUGUCGGAGCACAUAAAUUUGAGCUCCGUGACGGUCAUCCUUGGUCUGGCAGCACAGCACCAUUGUCGCGGACUUAAGGAGGCCUGCUUGGAGUUCCUCAAAGUACAAUCUGCUGCAAUCCUGGGAGGAGCUCAUCGCCAAGCUUGCCUCAAAAUCAUACGCAGCGCCGGCGAUGACCAGGGCCACGCCGGUGAUCUGCAUGGCAAUGUGGCAGUAAAACAGGACCCUGAAGGCCUUGCGCUCUUCACGCCGCUCGAGAACCUGAUCAGCAACACCCCGACCGGUAUCCGGAAGCUGACAGACGACCAGACGAAGAAGGCGUGGAGUUUGCAGUCAGUCAGUGAUAGCAGUUCUACCAUGACACAUUCAGAGUUCAACCAAGUGUAA
Triticum aestivum (bread wheat) is the source of this 1410-nucleotide messenger RNA. Its product is annotated as BTB/POZ and MATH domain-containing protein 3-like. Gene Ontology annotation, biological process: protein ubiquitination. Gene Ontology annotation, molecular function: protein binding. NCBI's taxonomy places the organism in Eukaryota, Viridiplantae, Streptophyta, Magnoliopsida, Poales, Poaceae. The transcript is spliced from 2 exons. The record is from RefSeq and is a predicted model, not a curated record. Bases 136 to 1410 code for a protein of 424 amino acids.